AUGGCCAAGAUCAGUUCUUCAGUUGUUGCUAGUACCAUCGCCAUUAUUUUGUUGUUGGUCAUUACAGGACAAGCAAGCCUAAUCGGUCAAGAUGUGUUCUGUGUUGGACCGUGCACUGACAAUUGCGAGCAGCAAUGCGCAUCGCAAGGUUACACUAAUGGAUUCUGUGAAACUUUUAGAGGCAACAGGAUUUGUUGCUGUGCACCACCAAAGAAGCAAAUCUUUGAACAACCAGCUCAGUUACUCAACUAA
Molecule: messenger RNA, 252 nt
Organism: Microthlaspi erraticum
Lineage: Eukaryota; Viridiplantae; Streptophyta; Magnoliopsida; Brassicales; Brassicaceae
Source: the annotation of a GenBank genome assembly